Molecule: messenger RNA, 2412 nt
Organism: Camelus dromedarius (Arabian camel)
Lineage: Eukaryota; Metazoa; Chordata; Mammalia; Artiodactyla; Camelidae
Gene: MICU1
Product: mitochondrial calcium uptake 1
Exons: 12
Coding region: 144-1580 (478 amino acids)
Biological process (GO): calcium import into the mitochondrion; mitochondrial calcium ion homeostasis
Cellular component (GO): uniplex complex
Molecular function (GO): calcium ion binding
Source: RefSeq, a predicted model, not a curated record
UCCCGACAGGCCUAGCGGCCACGGGAGUCACAUGAGGGUGGGCGGAGGAGUUGGUGGCUUGUCGCCUGUCUCUCCGUCUCUAUGGUUUUCAGAAGUGGGCGGCUUUGACUGGGAAGCAGCUGGAACUCCAGCGUGUAGUCAGGAUGUUUCGUCUUAACUCACUUUCUGCAUUGGCAGAACUGGCAGUGGGCUCUCGAUGGUACCAUGGAGGAUCACAGCCCACCCAGAUCAGGCGACGGCUAAUGAUGGUGGCUUUUCUUGGAGCAUCUGCAGUAACUGCAAGUACUGGUCUCUUGUGGAAGAGGGCCCUUGCAGAAUCUCCACCAUCUGUAAACAACCUAAAGAGUGAACUUGGUGAUAAAGGGAAGAAUAAAGAUGAAGGGGAAGAUUGUAACCAUGAAAAAAAGGCUGCAGGUAUUAGUCUUGAGCCCUGUCCAGAAGAGAAAAAGAAGAAACGUUCUGGAUUCAGAGACAGAAAAGUGAUGGAAUAUGAGAAUAGGAUUCGCGCAUAUUCCACACCAGACAAAAUCUUCCGAUAUUUUGCCACCUUGAAAGUAAUCAGUGAGCAUGGUGAAUCUGAAGUGUUUAUGACACCACAAGAUUUUGUGCGAUCCAUAACACCCAAUGAAAAACAACCAGAACACUUGGGUCUGGAUCAAUUUACAAUAAAGCGCUUUGAUGGAAAGAAAAUUGCCCAAGAACGAGAAAAAUUUGCUGAUGAAGGCAGUAUAUUUUACACCCUUGGUGAAUGUGGACUCAUAUCCUUUUCAGACUACAUUUUUCUUACAACUGUUCUUUCUACUCCUCAGAGAAAUUUUGAAAUUGCCUUCAAGAUGUUUGACUUGAAUGGAGAUGGAGAAGUAGACAUGGAAGAGUUUGAACAGGUCCAGAGCAUCAUUCGCUCCCAGACGAGCAUGGGUAUGCGUCACAGAGACCGUACUACUACUGGUAACACCCUCAAGUCUGGCUUGUGUUCAGCCCUCACAACCUACUUUUUUGGACCUGAUCUCAAGGGGAAGCUGACAAUCAAAAACUUCCUUGAAUUUCAGCGUAAACUUCAGCACGAUGUUCUGAAGCUAGAGUUCGAACGUCAUGACCCUGUGGAUGGGAGAAUCACUGAGAGGCAGUUUGGUGGCAUGCUGCUGGCCUACAGUGGGGUGCAGUCCAAGAAGUUGACUGCCAUGCAGAAACAGCUCAAGAAGCACUUCAAAGAGGGCAAGGGUCUGACAUUUCAGGAAGUGGAGAACUUCUUUACUUUCCUAAAGAAUAUUAAUGAUGUAGACACUGCAUUGAGCUUUUACCAUAUGGCUGGGGCGUCUCUUGAUAAAGUGACCAUGCAGCAGGUGGCCAGGACAGUGGCUAAAGUGGAACUCUCAGACCACGUGUGUGAUGUGGUGUUUGCACUCUUUGACUGUGAUGGCAAUGGGGAGCUGAGCAAUAAGGAAUUUGUUUCCAUCAUGAAGCAGCGGCUGAUGAGAGGCCUGGAGAAGCCCAAAGACAUGGGCUUCACCCGGCUCAUGCAGGCCAUGUGGAAAUGUGCACAGGAAACUGCCUGGGACUUUGCUUUGCCCAAACAGUAGCCCCAGACUGUAAGAGGAGCCACUUCUCCACCCCCAGCACUCUGGCCCCUUGAGCAGAGCCUCGGCACAGCCCUCCCUGUUGCUGCUUCUGCUGCAUCCUCCUGGGAAUGAUCUCGGCGGUCAUCCAGUUCCCCUCUCCACCCUUCCCCUAUCCCAGUGUUCUGUGAGGCUGAUUCUGAGCCAGUGAUUAUCACCAUAGGUUCUCAGAAACAAAAGCAAGUCCUAAAAGUGCAGACCUUUGGCAUCUUCAGCAGUACCACACAGUCAAGCGCCCUACUGAUAAAGAAGGCGGAACCAUCCACGUACCUGCCCACCCUGGCAACACCCAGUUCUUGAGUCAUUUUGCUGUGGAUUGAUUAUUAGCAAGAGCAUCCCUUGCUUCUCCUCCUGCUGGUGUUUUUAAGCUACAAAUGAGGGAAGCUGCUGGCAGGCGAAAGGAAAUCAGUGAUGAAUGAUAACGAGGAUGUCCAGGGCACCCUGAGCUGGCAGGAGGCCUGUGCCAGAGGAGGGAUUUGUGUCAGUCCCCAGGGCAGCUCUGAGGCCUGCUCCAGGAAGGCAAGGGGCAUGGUGGGAAUGGGGCAAGAUUGGGAAUUCACAGCAGCUGCUCCUUGGCUCUCUCCACUCCCUUCUUUUCCCCUCAGGCUCCAUAAGAAGACUCACCACGACUGUGCUUAUUAAUGAGCAGCAGUGGUUGAGCUCACGUUCCCUGCAAGUGCCAUUUCCCCUCCAGGGGUGCGCCUCUGAAGCUGAGGCCUGGCUCAGAGCCUGUCUGCCCUCUUGUCUUAGACGCUUGUAAAAUAUCACUUUAAUUACAACAGUUUGCAAUACCCUC